Microdochium trichocladiopsis is the source of this 1518-nucleotide messenger RNA. Its product is annotated as alpha-N-arabinofuranosidase C. The coding region runs from base 1 to 1518 and encodes 505 amino acids. Gene Ontology annotation, molecular function: alpha-L-arabinofuranosidase activity. The transcript has 2 exons. The record is from RefSeq and is a predicted model, not a curated record. Gene Ontology annotation, biological process: L-arabinose metabolic process; polysaccharide catabolic process. NCBI's taxonomy places the organism in Eukaryota, Fungi, Ascomycota, Sordariomycetes, Xylariales, Microdochiaceae.
AUGGCCACCUUCACAAAGAGCUCCGGGGACCAGGCCCCUCUCAUCCAUGUUGAUGCCACGAAGAAGCUCUCUAAGAUUAACCCGAACACCUACGGUGGCUUUACUGAGCACAUGGGCCGCUGCAUCUACGGCGGCAUCUACGAGCCCUCCCACUCCUCCGCCGACGAGAAUGGCUUCCGCAAGGAUGUCAUUGAAGCGCUACGCGAAAUCGACAUCCCCGUUAUCCGCUAUCCCGGCGGAAACUUCGUUGCCACAUACCACUGGCAGGAGGGCAUCGGCCCUCGCGAGAAGCGCCCCUCCCGCCCCGAGCUUGCCUGGCUCGGUGUCGAGUCCAACCAGUUCGGCACCGAUGAGUUCAUGAAGUGGCUCGAGGUCCUGAGCGAGGGCAAAGAGCAGAGGGUAGAACCUUACAUCUGCCUCAACUUCGGCACUGGAACCCUUGAUGAGGCCCUCGCCUGGCUCGAGUAUUGCAACGGAACCCGCGAUACAUAUUGGGCGAACCAGCGGAGAGCCAAUGGCCACCCGGAACCUUACAAUGUCAAGUACUGGGCUCUCGGGAACGAGGUCUGGGGCCCGUGGCAGGUUCUCCAGAUGACCAAGGAAGACUACGCCAAGAAGGCAAUUCAGUGGGCCAAGGCCCUCCGCCUGCUGGACCCGAGCAUCGAGCUCAUCCUUUGUGGUGAGAACGGCUAUAGCUCUUGGGAUCACUAUGUACUGCACGAGGCUGUUGAUUGGGUCGACAUGCACAGCAUACACAUCUACACUGCGUCACCUGAUCACAACAAGAAUGUCACGGCUCCCCUUUCCGCUGAAAGAGCGAUUGAGAUCACAGCAAGUCUAAUUGAUCUCGCCCGCAUCGAAAAGGGCGUUGCAGCCGACAAGGCACCGGUGAAGAUCUGCUUCGAUGAGUGGAACGUCUGGGAUCCCGAGCGGGCUCCAGGAGACCAGGGCGCCGAGGAGAAGUACACACUCUCGGACGCCCUGGCUGUCGCUGUUUGGCUCAAUGUAUUUGUGCGACAGAGCAAGUACAUUGGCAUGGCCAACAUUGCGCAGACUGUCAACGUCAUCAGCCCGCUCAUGACCACCGAGAAGGGCGUUGUCAGACAGUCGACAUGGUGGCCACUCUACCUGUACAGCAAGUACAUGCGCGGCCACACCCUCGCCACGCACGUGCGCGGCCCUGUCUAUGAGGGCGAGACAAACCCCAAGUGGCUCCAGGGCACCCUGAGAGCUACCCAGGGCGGCAUCUCGUGGUUGGACGUCAGCGCCACCAUUGAGGGCGACGGUCUCGUUUCCCUGGCCGUCGUCAACAUGAACGACACGGAAGACUACACUGUCCAGCUUGACGGCCUCGUCAGCAGUGGUGAUGUCAACGUGUACAAGGUCUCGGGCGCGUCGGUGCAGUCAACAAACGUCGAGGACAAGGAGACUGUCGGCCUCGAGGAGUCCAAGUGGGACGGCAAAGGUGCCUUUACCUUCCCCAAGCACAGCUUCAUCAUGCUCAGAUGGAAGCCUUGA